AGGCCGAUUGUCGAAAAGAUGGCUGCUUCCAGAGACGGCAUGAAACAUAGUAACACAGCGUUUGAGCUCUUUAACUACGUUUAGCUACGUUUUAAUACCUUUGGUGCAACCGAAUUUGUAUCAGAAGUCAUGUCUGCCCCUGGCUCCGCAGUGACCGGGACCACUGCGUCGGUUCUGCAGCCGCGAUGGAAAAGGGUCCUCGGGUGGUCCGGUCCGGUUCCCCGGCCAAGACAUGGACACAGAGCUGUGGCUAUAAAGGAGCUUAUGGUCGUAUUUGGCGGCGGAAACGAAGGAAUUGUUGACGAGCUACAUGUAUACAACACAGCAACAAACCAGUGGUUUAUCCCAGCGGUCCGCGGUGAUAUCCCACCUGGUUGUGCUGCGUAUGGCUUUGUGUGUGAUGGCACAAGGUUGCUGGUGUUUGGUGGAAUGGUGGAAUAUGGAAAGUACAGCAACGAUCUUUAUGAGCUACAGGCCAGCAGAUGGGAGUGGAAAAAACUGAAAGCAAAAAAUCCCAAAAACGGUCCCCCUCCAUGUCCUCGUCUUGGCCACAGCUUUUCACUGGUUGGUAACAAAUGCUACCUGUUUGGUGGACUGGCCAAUGACAGCGAAGACCCAAAAAACAACAUUCCCAGAUACCUGAAUGAUUUGUACACACUUGAGCUUCGUCCGGGUUCAAGCGUGGUUGGAUGGGAUAUUCCAAUCACGUACGGAGUUCUGCCACCUCCUCGUGAGAGUCACACUGCUGUGGUGUACACAGAGAAAACAACCAGGAAGUCUCGGUUGAUAAUCUAUGGAGGAAUGAGCGGUUGUCGUCUCGGGGAUCUGUGGACACUUGAUAUUGAUACCCUGACAUGGAACAAACCAACAGUAGGUGGCACAGCUCCCCUUCCACGAAGUCUUCACUCUGCCACCACAAUCACAAACAAGAUGUAUGUUUUUGGUGGAUGGGUUCCUUUAGUGAUGGAUGAUGUCAAAGUGGCCACACAUGAGAAAGAGUGGAAAUGCACAAACACUCUCGCAUGCCUAAAUCUUGACUCCAUGUAUUGGGAAACAGUGUUGAUGGAUACUCUUGAAGAUAACAUCCCCAGGGCCCGUGCCGGCCACUGUGCUGUGGCCAUCAACUCCAGGCUCUAUGUAUGGAGUGGUCGUGAUGGUUAUCGUAAAGCAUGGAAUAACCAAGUCUGUUGUAAAGACCUUUGGUACCUGGAAACAGAUCGGCCACAUGCUCCUGCCAGGGUACAGCUAGUCCGUGCCAACACAAACUCUCUGGAAGUGAGCUGGGGUGCAGUUUCCACAGCUGACACAUAUUUGCUGCAGCUGCAGAAGUAUGAUAUUCCUGCAACCCCAGCAGCAGCCUCCCCAGCCACGAGUGCAACCCCAUCACAGCCUAUUAACUCUCCAAAAAGUCCUGCUCCUGCAGCUGCAGCACCCUCUGCUCAAAGUUUACCACAGACGGCUGUUUUAAAGGUUGCAGCUCAACAAUCAGCCACUGGUGCAUCUGUUGUCACAGUUCGUCCCAGUCAGCCUGGGAAAUCCCCCGUCACUGUGACAUCUCUUCCUCCAGGUGUUCGAAUGGUCGUGCCUACCCAAACCACCCAAGGCUCGCCAAUUGGUAGUAGUCCUCAGAUGAGUGGUAUGGCAGCUUUAGCUGCUGCGGCUGCAGCUACACAGAAGAUCCCACCCUCGUCUGCAGGCACCGUCCUCAAUGUUCCUGCAGGUGCCACUAUUCUCAAAACAGUUGCUGUUUCUCCAGGCACAACCACAAUGAAAGUGGCUUCACCUGUAAUGGUCAGUAACCCGGCCACCCGGAUGUUGAAGACUGCUGCAGCCCAGGUGGGCAUAGCAACUGCGUCCUCUCCCACCACAACCAGACCCAUCAUCACUGUGCACAAGUCUGGUGCUGUCACAGUGGCUCAGCAGGCUCAGGUGGUGACCACCGUGGUGGGAGGAGUCACCAAGACCAUCACCCUGGUCAAGAGUCCACUCACAAUGGGCGGCAGUGGUACUCUGAUCUCCAACCUUGGCAAGAUGAUGUCUGUGGUACAAACCAAGCCAGUGCAGACAUCAGCUGUCACUGGCCAGGCUUCCACUAACCCUCUCACACAGAUCAUACAGACAAAGGGUUCGCUCCCAGCUGGCACCAUAUUGAAGCUGGUAACUUCUGCAGAUGGCAAACCCACAACGAUCAUCACAACAUCCCAGGCAGGAGGCACAGGAAACAAGCCCACGAUCCUCAACAUAAGUGGAGUCUCACCUGCUACUACCAAGCAGGGCACUACCAUCAUUAAGACCAUCCCUAUGUCGGCCAUCAUGACCCAGCCUGGAGCUACAGGUGUGACGAGCAGUGCAGGUAUGAAAACACCGAUAACAAUUCUUACCACGAAGGUAAUGACCUCUGGAACUCCUGGUAAAAUCAUCACUGCAGUGCCCAAACUCACCACUGCUGCUGGGCAGCAGGGACUGACGCAGGUGGUAUUAAAGGGUGCUCCUGGACAACCUGGCACUAUUCUGCGCACUGUGCCCAUGAGCACGGUGGGUGGUGUUCGUCUUGUUACUCCAGUCACCGUGUCAGCUGUUAAACCCACUGUCACCACCCUGGUUGUCAAGGGGACCACUGGGGUCACCACUCUGGGCACAGUCACUGGCACCGUGUCCACUACCUUAGCAGGAGGCACAGCUGACAGUUCCAGCGCCUCUCUGGUGACACCCAUCACCACAUUGGGAACUAUCGCCACGCUGUCCAGCCAGGUCAUUAGUCCAGCUGCCAUCACAGUGUCAGCUGCUCAGACUAGCUUGGCUUCUACUGCCACACUUUCCUCACCUACUAUGACAGUGCAAAACCAGCCCACACAGGUGACUCUGAUCACAACUCCCAGUGGGGUUGAAGCCCAACCAGUGCAGGAUCUUCCUGUGUCCAUCCUGGCUUCACCAACCUCUGAACAGCCCAGCUCCACUGAAGCUGGAACAGCUGGAGAUGGCUCUGGGACUGUAACCCUGGUCUGCUCCAACCCGCCGUGUGAGACUCACGAGACCGGAACCACCAACACAGCCACCACCUCCUCUGCCACCAUUGGAGGACCUCCUCUGCCACCAUUGGAGGAGGACAGGUCUGCUCCAACCCCCCGUGUGAGACUCAUGAAACGGGGACAACUAACACAGCUACUACAGCUUCAUCUAACAUGGGUGGAGUCCAGCAGGUGUGUUCAAACCCACCGUGUGAGACCCAUGUGACAGGUACCACCAACACAGCCACACAAGCUUCAUCCAACAUGAAUACAGAGGAGACGGGCACCGUGCAGAGUGCUCGCUCUAACCCACCCUGUGAAACCCACGAAACGGGGACCACCAACACUCCGUCCACAGCCACCUCCAACAUGGGAGGGGAUCAGACCAACACCGCAACAGGCCUGGUCCAGAGGGUUUGCUCCAACCCACCAUGCGAAACGCAUGAGACUGGGACCACCAACACUGCCACCACUGCUACCUGCAGCAUGGAGACAGGUGAAGGAACAGCUGCCCAGCAGACCGAAGAAGAAGCAGAAGGAACCAGCAGCACAGAAGUAGCUUCUACCACUGCAGCAACUGUCAUGGCCGCCACCACUCAAGGCAGAGCCAUCACCACUGUCACUCAGUCCACACCGGCCCCGGGGCCUUCAGUUCCUUCAAUUUCAUCAAUCACAGAGGGGGUGAGUACUGCUGCCAGCUCCACAGAAGAACCAAUGCAAACGGAUGAGGCUGCAGCAGGAGAACCUGCACCUGCUGAGGAGCCAACAGCAGCUAUGGAGACACAAGCAGAGGGAGAAGCAGCAGCUGCAACAGCCUUGAACCUGCCUUCAGAGCUGAUGUCUGAGGGUCAGGGAGCCACUCUGAUGGUGACCGGACUGUCUGAUGAAGAACUGGCUGUGACUGCUGCAGCCGAAGCUGCUGCUCAGGCAGCUGCCACUGAAGAAGCCCAGGCCCUCGCCAUCCAGGCUGUUCUCCAAGCGGCUCAGCAAGCUGUAAUGAAUGAAGGUGACGCUACUGGAGACCAAACCACCACCAUCCCCAUCAUGCUGACCCAGCAAGAUCUCGCAGCGUUGGUCCAGCAGCAGCAGCAGCUGCAGGAGGCCCAGGCUGCGGCCCAGCAGGCCUCAGUAGAUACCAGCUUACCCACCGAGGGCCUCGCACCCGCCGACAGCCUCAACGAUCCGUCUGUUGAAAGCAACGGACAUAAUGAAAUGGCUGCCUCUGUCACUAGUGCUGUGGCAUCUCUCCUACCACGUACCACCGCAGAGACACUGGCUCCAUCAAGUACAUUUGCACCAUCUGUAUCGGUAGCAAGUCCAGCCAAGCUGCAAGCAGCAGCCACUCUUGCAGAGGUUGCUAAUGGCAUCGAGGGAGAGAAGCAGGCCCCUCAGCCAACUCCAGUAAAGCCUGUUGUUAAAAAGGAGAACCAGUGGUUUGAUGUUGGAAUUGUAAAAGUGACAAACAUGGUUGUCACUCACUUCUACGUGCCAGCAGAUGAUUCCCAGGGAGACGACGACUCUGGCAUCAUACCAGAUUACAGUCAGAUGAAGAAAAUGGAGCUGCAGCCGGGCACGGCCUACAAGUUCCGUGUUGCAGGAAUCAACGCUUGUGGCCGUGGGACUUUCUCUGAAAUUUCUGCUUUCAAGACUUGCCUACCAGGUUUUCCAGGGGCGCCAUGUGCCAUCAAAAUCAGCAAGAGUCCAGAUGGUGCCCACCUGACCUGGGAGCCUCCCUCUGUGACGUCAGGAAAAAUCAUUGAGUACUCCGUGUACCUGGCCAUCCAGAGCAACCAGACAACAGAGGCCAAGGCGUCCACCCCGGCACAGCUAGCCUUCAUGCGGGUGUAUUGUGGACCCAACCCGUCUUGCUUGGUGCAGUCGGCCAGCCUCUCCAACGCUCACAUCGACUACACCACUAAGCCAGCUAUCAUCUUCCGCAUCGCCGCUCGCAACGAGAAGGGCUACGGCCCUGCUACCCAAGUUCGAUGGCUUCAGGAAUCUGGGAAAGAUGCUGCUUCUGCAAAACUUGCUCCUAAAAGACCAGGCACCUCCCCUGAUACUAAGCCUGGUCCAAAGAAAGCAAGAACAGACCAGUGAGGCUGCCCAGAGAGUCCCAGUCUUGGUUUUUUUUUUUUUUUUUCCACUGUCCUUUUUAUCAGGAAGACUGAGCUUCGCUCCUCCUCAUCCUCCUCCUAAUCUCAUCCUCCACCCCCACGUCUCAGAUCAAGACGGCAACAAAGGCAGAACACCAACAUGAAGCCGAGAUGAAAGUCCAUCUGAGAUGUUUCUGUAGAUAAAACCCUUCUUUCCUCUCCUUGUUUCCUUGGUCGUGAUAUUUUUAGAGCAACACAAACCUAGAAGCACAUUAUCUUUUUCAGUCGCACCCCCAUCCAUAUUUUUAACAUCUAUUUUUUUUUUUUUUUUUUUUUUUGGCUUGUUUCAAGUAGUUGAACAAUAUCUAGAAGUAUUUACACUUUCCACAAACUGGGAGCCUGCCUGAGCGCAAUGUUGUCUUCUUUUUUCCUGUUUUGUGAAUUCUGGGGGAACGUAGAGAGAGACUACAUGAAAUGUUGUACAGUGUUGAAAACGGCUGCGGAGGCAUUAGUUUAGAGGAGAGGAAAAAAUCGGUAUGGAAACAAAUAAAGCACUUGUCCUCCACGAACGAGGACAUCAUUUUCUUUAUUCCUUUUUCUUUUGGCUGAAAUUUUCUUCAUCGAGAACCAACUCUGUACAGUCAUCGUAAUGGACUCCAGUCUCCUGCUAAUAGAAUCACUGUGCGCUUUUUACCCCGAGAUGACGACUGGUGGCCGACGCGUCGGAGCGGACGAGGGGGGGGGGG
Nematolebias whitei (Rio pearlfish) is the source of this 5847-nucleotide messenger RNA. RefSeq names its product host cell factor C1a (gene hcfc1a). Lineage: Eukaryota; Metazoa; Chordata; Actinopteri; Cyprinodontiformes; Rivulidae. The record is from RefSeq and is a predicted model, not a curated record. Gene Ontology annotation, cellular component: histone methyltransferase complex. Gene Ontology annotation, biological process: regulation of DNA-templated transcription; chromatin remodeling. Gene Ontology annotation, molecular function: transcription coactivator activity; protein binding.